Molecule: messenger RNA, 2220 nt
Organism: Lycium ferocissimum
Lineage: Eukaryota; Viridiplantae; Streptophyta; Magnoliopsida; Solanales; Solanaceae
Exons: 15
Coding region: 236-1906 (556 amino acids)
Source: RefSeq, a predicted model, not a curated record
CGAAAACAUGACCCCCUCAAAGGAAAAUAAUUGCACAAAUUCGCAAUACAAUUCGGAGAAGGGAGUCGUUGUUUCUUGCUAUAUUCACGAAACCCCACAUUGAUUUCUUCAGGGAUUUGAGUUCUUUUGGUAUAAAUCCUUGUCGGGUUAUUAAGAUAUUAGUAUGAGUUUAACAUUAGCAAUAAUCAAAUAAAGGGGAAUAUUAGAAGAGAAAUUUGAUAAAGUGUAGCACAAUAUGUAUCGGCCUGUGCCUACUAGUACCCGAGGUGGGGUACCUACAGAUAGUGGAGAUCCUGUGGUGACAUUGGACCAGGUUCCAUGUUGGAGUAAUGCUGAAUUUAGGUAUGUAUAUGAGGAUGAAGAUCCUACUAAUUCGUACUUUCCGGAUCCUUUGGCAUCUGUUUCUGGGUCUGAGGGCAACGCUUGUGGCAUGGUUUCCAAGUUUCCCGUGGAUCACGAGAUUAACUCCAAGAUAUACUUGUGGAGAGGAGACCCUUGGAAUCUCGAGAUAGAUGCUGUCGUUAACUCUACUAAUGAGAACUUAGAUGAAGCUCACAGCAGCCCAGGAUUGCAUGCUUCAGCUGGACCUGGUCUUGCAGAAGAAUGUACCUCAUUGGGAGGCUGCCGAACAGGAAUGGCAAAAGUGACAAAUGCUUAUGAGCUUCCUGCUAGGAGGGUAAUACAUACUGUGGGUCCCAAGUAUGCUGUAAAAUACCAUACUGCUGCAGAGAAUGCUCUAAGCCAUUGCUAUCGCUCUUGCCUUGAGCUUCUAAUAGAAAAUGGGCUCAAGAGCAUUGCUAUGGGAUGUAUAUAUACAGAAGCGAAAAAUUACCCACGUGAACCAGCUGCUCAUGUGGCAAUAAGAACCGUAAGGCGGUUCAUCGAGAAACAGAAAGAUAAAGUAGAAGCAGUUGUUUUUUGUACUACUACAUCACAAGAUACAGAGAUUUAUAAAAGAUUGCUUCCACUCUAUUUUCCUCGGGAUAAGCAUGAGGAGGAAGUUGCCCUUUUAAAACUUCCAGCAGAUGUUGGGGAUGAGAAUGGGGAGACAACUAUAGAUGAACGUAAAAUUAGAAUAAAACCGUUACCAAAUGCAAAAAAGUCCAAUCCAAGGAUUCCCCAGGCCUCUGUUGAUUUGUCUAUCAGUAAUGUUGGUUUGACCAGGAGCUCAUCUUAUUUGGAUGCUUUUCUGGAUCCUGCUUUUAUGUCCCUGAUCAAGGACCCAGAUCAGCGACGGAGAGAACAAUGGGAAAAAACUGCCCAAGCACAAACUAGUUGGAACUUCUUUAAAAUGCUUGGAUAUGGUAACAUCGCAGGACCUCCUUUGUCACCUGCAGAAGAAUAUUCGCUUCAUUCGAGAUAUCUUGCAAAAGCAAAUACUCUGAAUCUUUCAGAAAUUGCAGAAAUGAAAAUUGUCUACCGAGGAGGGGUUGACAGUGAAGGUCGUCCAGUAAUGGUUGUUGUGGGAGCACAUUUCCUGCUGAGAUGUCUUGAUCUUGAGAGAUUUAUUAUCCACGUUGUAAAGGAGUUCGAACCAUUGAUACAGAAGCCUUACUCUAUUGUGUACUUCCAUUCUGCUGCAACUUUACAGAUGCAACCAGAUCUAGGAUUAAUGAAGAGAAUACAACAAAUACUUGGUCGAAAACACCAGCGCAACCUUCAUGCAAUAUAUGUUCUUCACCCUACCUUUGGACUGAAGAGUGCAAUUGUUGCAUUACAACUCUUUGUGGAUAAUGUGGUAUGGAAGAAAGUAGUAUAUGUAGAUCGUCUUCUGCAACUAUUCCGUUAUGUUCCUCGCGAGCAGCUGACUAUUCCAGAUUUUGUAUUCCAGCAUGAUUUGGAAGUAAAUGGAGGGAAGGGCCUAAUUGUGGAUCCUAGAACAAAGUAUGUUUAUCAGAGACCAUAGUGCCAUGUCAAGUGAGCUUCGACUCAAACUUCAUCGGGACAUCCGAUAGAAAAAAAGAAGAAGAAAUAGAUGCUGUAGCAAGCUUGUGGGUUUUUAUUUUCAGUUUAUUGCUUUUAUCUUCUUCUUCUUCUGCUUCUUCUUUUUUUUUUUUUUUUUUUUUUUUUUAUAGACUUGUAUCUGUUUUGUGCAUUAUUAGCAGUCAUUUAGGUAAUUUUGUCUGUAAUUUGAUUUAUUUAUGCAACCAUAUGUUCAGUCCUUUGUGUGCAAAUGGCAGUAAAUUUCUUUAUUUAUGUGACAUUUUCCCUUCUAUGAGA